Cyanistes caeruleus (blue tit) is the source of this 1970-nucleotide messenger RNA. It is a transcript of the gene ASB4, whose product is annotated as ankyrin repeat and SOCS box containing 4. Gene Ontology annotation, cellular component: cytoplasm. Gene Ontology annotation, biological process: intracellular signal transduction. Gene Ontology annotation, molecular function: protein binding. NCBI's taxonomy places the organism in Eukaryota, Metazoa, Chordata, Aves, Passeriformes, Paridae. The record is from RefSeq and is a predicted model, not a curated record.
CUUCAGCAUGCAACAGUGCUGUAGGGACCUCAGUGUGCCCCUCUUCACAGCACAAACAGAUACGUUUGGAAAUGGAUUUGGAGGAGACAUACAGAGAGGGAGAGAGCACAGAGGGGAAAAUUACUCGAGCUGCAGCUGCUAAGUUGGUGAAAAAAGCUUUUCUUGAAGCCCUGAAGUCCAAUGCCUUUGAAACACUGGAAGAGCUCUUGAGCCAAAAGAAAAUAGACGUGGACACAGUGUUUGAAGUGGAAGAUGAAAACCUGAUUCUGGCAUCCUACAAACAAGGGUACUGGCUUCCCAGCUACAAAUUAAAAAUAUCUUGGGCAACUGGACUUCAUCUAGCUGUCAUGUAUGGACAUCUGGAGAGUCUUUUGGUCCUCCUCAAUCACAAAGCUACAAUCAACUGCCGGCCCAAUGGAAAAGCUGCCAUCCACAUAGCCUGUGAAAUGGCAAAUGUUGAGUGUCUCAAGAUCCUUUGCAACCACGGAGCUAAGCUGAACUGCUUUUCUAUGAGCGGGCAGGCGCCCCUGCACUUCUGUACAACACGAACCUCCAUGCCUUGUGCCCAGCAGCUGCUCUGGAGAGGAGCAAAUGUGAACAUAAGAACAAACAACAAAGACGAGGAGACUCCUCUGCACGUCGUUGCACGUUUGGGUGUCCCAGAGCUUGUGGCCUUUUACGUGGAACAGGGAGCACAGGUGGAUGCUCUCAAUGCCUACAUGGAGACUCCCCUGGCCUGUGCAGCCUACUGGGCCCUCCACUAUAAGGAUCAGAUAUACAGCCAGGAUCAUCACCUCAUCUGUCGGAUGCUCCUAGACUAUAAAGCUGAAGUGAAUGCUCGUGAUGAGGAUUUCAAAUCAGCACUCCACAAAGCUGCCUGGAACUGCGAUCACGUCCUGCUGCAUAUGCUGCUGGAGGCAGGAGCAGAAGCAAACAUCAUGGAUGUCAAUGGCUGUGCACCCCUACAGUACAUCAUAAAAGUGACAUCUGUGCGGCCAGCUGCUCAGCCAGACAUCUGCUACCAGCUGCUACUGAAUCAUGGAGCAGCUAGGAUAUACCCUCUGCAGUUCCACAAGGUGCUACAAGCCUGUCAUUCCCACCCCAGAGCUGUGGAGGUGGUUGUCAACUCCUACGAACACAUCAAAUCAACAUCUAAGUGGAAAGCAGCCAUACCUGAGGAUGUCUUGGAGCGGCACCAGGAUUUCUAUGACUCUUUGUUCACUGUGUGCAGCAAUUCACCACGGUCACUGAUGCACUUAUGCAGAUGUGCUAUUCGGGCAAUAUUAUCAGAAAGGUGCCAUCGACAAGUCCCCUUGCUGUCCAUUCCUCUGUCCAUGAAGAAGUACUUGCUGCUGGAACCAGAAGGAAUCAUCUACUGAGCUGCCACAGAGCAGGCGCUGGCAUCUCCCUUCCCGGAUCCAUGUGCCUCUGUGGGGUGCCAGAGAUCCAGGCACGGCCCUGACACAACCCUGGGCGUGUGUCCAUUUGCUGGCCAGCCUGCAAGCUGGGCUGGCAUUUACUGGCUCUCCAUGGAGCUGCUCUCUUUCCCUACACUGAGAAAUCACAGCUGCAGGCUGCAGUUUGCGCUGGAGAGGCAGAGCUGGAAAAGCCCCUGCUCCAAAGACACCAAGGACACACACUGCUUUGUUCAGCCUGGCUUAAACAAUGCUGCUGCUUCCUUCAGUACUUAUACCUCUGCCUGCUAGAUAGCAUUAGAUUAAAUUUGAGCAACCUUUGAUAUUGUUUCACUAUGAUUUUCUUCAGCUGUCAUUUUGGGAGUAAAAGAAAGGAUGCUGUCAAAAAAUAAGCCACAGAAUUGCUUUCCCAGAAUGAAACAGGCAAACCGCUUUGGAUUGUGACCACAGACAGGCCUUCAUUAGUUUCUGCCUUUUCCUGUGCACUAACAUUCAAUGCUAAUUCACUGUUCACUAUCUGUCUAUAUCUUAUAAAGCUUUGUCAUAAUUAUCCUU